Messenger RNA from Aplysia californica (California sea hare), 1423 nucleotides. Its product is annotated as putative mediator of RNA polymerase II transcription subunit 12. Bases 307 to 1221 code for a protein of 304 amino acids. The record is from RefSeq and is a predicted model, not a curated record. Lineage: Eukaryota; Metazoa; Mollusca; Gastropoda; Aplysiida; Aplysiidae. The transcript has 6 exons.
GUAUGUGUGUGUGUGUGUGUGUUUGUGUUUCAAGGCAUUAACGAGAGUAAUCGCUUAAACAGACUUUUAAAAAUAGCCUUCGAAAUAACAUGAGGUUUACAGUAUCCACAGGAAGCGCGAAUAUAAAGGCAAGUAAAUCUUUUCGAUAUUAAUCAGUAUCACUUAUGAAUCUGUCUAGUUGCCAGAAAAAUAUAGAUAUGCUACAAGUAGUAAUAUAGCCACGAAGAAAAACUGUUCUCACAGUUUUAUUGUAAAGGCCUUGAACGUACAAAAAGCAACAAUCGUGGACCAACGCAGUUUUUCAUUAUGCAAUGCCUGCUGAUUAUUUUCCUGGGUGGAAUAUUACUCGUCAACACUCAUCCAAUAGAUGCAAAUGGGCGAAGUCGUCGGGCUCUGAUCAUCAACACCGAGGGGCGACCACUCAUCACCAAUGGCCAGAGCGCCUUUCUGGGAAAUCUCCAGGGACAUGAUCCUGUGGCCGCAGAGCAACAGAUGGGAUCUCCCAACUUCCAGCAGCCCAACAUGCUCACAGGUCAACAAGUGCAGAUCCAGUCCGCAACGUCAAGGCCAGUGUUUGGUCAAGGGAUGUUCGGACAGCAGCAAGUUUUGGAAUGUACCCCUACCACUAGACCAGUGCAAGGCUCUCUGUUUCAGCAACAACAGCAAGGAUACGGACAGCAGUACAGCAACCAGUUUCAGCAGCAACAGCAAAUCGGAAACAGCCAACAGCAGCAACAACAGCAACAGCAUUACAAUGGACAGGGGCCUUUGAACCCUAUGCAACAAAUCACUGGCACGUCCCAACCGUUUCAGAUUUUCCAGCAGCCCGAUCACGUCCCCCUCUCAAUGCAAAUGAGCUCUCAGCAAAACCAGCCUAUCUUCGUCAACAAUCAGAACCACCACCAGCAGCAUCAAACGUCACAUGGGGCUAGUCUGCAAAACGGACAAUACCUUCCCCUUGGUCAGCAGCAGCCCAGCCAGAUAAAUUCUGGUAGCAGUGGACUCACUAACCAACAACAGCAGCAGCAACAACAACAACUUUACCAGCCAAGAGUGACAUCCCAACCUACCAGAAACCCCCACCCUCCUUCUGGCUACCAGCCGAUCAACGUCGGCAAGAGGAGCAUCAGACGUAAGAUUCUACAACGAUCCCUUUUUUCAGAUAUUCAGCAAGGUUUGAAUUCCAAACACAAAUUUAGAAAAAAUAAGGAAAUAUAUUAGUACACAUUAUUGAAGCCUUCCGCGUAACAUAGACUUUGCUCUUUUGAGUAGAAUUUUUCUACAAGCAAUCCAAACGUUAUAAAUUGUUGGAUAUCUCACACUGAUCUAUACAGUAAUGAAAUGCACCAUAAUUUGACGAGAAAAGAUAUGUUUUAACUGUAGAAUGGAGGGUUAAUCCUAACGCAGAGACUCAGCAAGCAGU